Molecule: messenger RNA, 2035 nt
Organism: Anopheles moucheti
Lineage: Eukaryota; Metazoa; Arthropoda; Insecta; Diptera; Culicidae
Gene: Uba5
Product: ubiquitin-like modifier-activating enzyme 5
Exons: 2
Coding region: 95-1306 (403 amino acids)
Biological process (GO): protein ufmylation
Cellular component (GO): cytosol; cytoplasm
Molecular function (GO): UFM1 activating enzyme activity
Source: RefSeq, a predicted model, not a curated record
AACUCCUUUCACAUCAGGUGCAAUUGUUGGAGAGAAUCGUAAUCCGUGGCAUAUAUUCAUAGGAAUUGAAUCAACUAAUUUAACAUUUGACGCUAUGGAAAGUCGGGAACAAAAUGCGGAUCGUGUACCUGUGGAGGCUGUUGCGUGCGAUGGUGCAAAGGAAUUCAAAACUGGGAGAGAACGAAUUGAAAAAAUGUCAGCAGAAGUUGUGGAUUCCAACCCCUACAGCCGCUUAAUGGCAUUGCAGCGAAUGGGGAUCGUUAAGGAGUACGAAAAAAUUCGAGAAAAAAGUGUAGCCGUUGUUGGUGUGGGAGGUGUGGGCAGCGUAACAGCAGAUAUGUUGACACGGUGCGGUGUCGGUAAGCUGAUGCUGUUCGAUUAUGAUAAGGUGGAGUUGGCAAACAUGAAUCGACUUUUCUUCACACCGGACCAAGCAGGACUAUCGAAGGUUGAGGCAGCAGCGAAGACGCUGCAAUUCAUCAACCCUGAUGUGGCAAUUACGACGCACAAUUACAACAUUACAACUGUCGAUAACUUUGAUCGGUUUCUCGAUGCCAUUCGAACAGGUGGUAUUGAAAAUGGUGCGCCAGUUGAUCUGGUACUCAGCUGUGUCGAUAAUUUUGAAGCCCGAAUGGCGAUAAACACGGCUUGCAACGAAUUGAACCUCUAUUGGUUUGAAUCAGGUGUGUCCGAAAAUGCUGUUUCGGGCCACAUACAGUUCAUAAAGCCUGGAGAAACGGCAUGUUUUGGCUGCGCACCCCCAUUAGUCGUUGCGGAGAACAUCGAUGAAAAGACACUUAAACGCGAAGGUGUAUGUGCUGCUAGCCUGCCAACGACUAUGGGUAUUGUGGCCGGGAUGUUAGUACAGAAUACGCUCAAAUAUUUGCUUAAUUUCGGCAUUGUUUCCAAUUACCUCGGUUACAAUGCAAUGAACGAUUUUUUUCCCAGUAUGAGCCUGAAACCGAACCCAACAUGUGAUGAUCGAUUUUGCAUUCAACGUCAACAAGAAUUCUUGGCCAAACCACCAACCACCUUGGCCUCUAAUGUUCCUGAAACGGAAUCUGAAAGUCCACUGCAUGAAGAUAAUCUAUACGGUAUCGAAUUAGUGGUUGAAAAUGACAACGUACCGAAUAGCAGUAGUGAUAAGGUAACGAACGUUACAACUAACAUUGUUGAAGGUUUGAAAUUGGCGUACGAUGCGCCUAUUGUAGAAAAUGCAUCCCAGGUAUCAACGCAGGACGAUGUAAGCCUUGAAGAAUUGAUGGCACAAAUGUCAGGAAUGUGUAAAUCUUCCAAGAAAGAGUGAAAUUUAUAUUUUGGUAUCAUUGUUAACAUUCGGAUGCAGUUUAUUCCAUACGUAUAGCUAUUAAACGAUGCUUGAUGUGACGCCAUUCGAACGGAAGUGUGAAUUUGAUCUUUUUUUUUAUUCUUGUUUUAUCACACACAUACAAAUAUUUGUCAAUACAUGAUAUAUACAUACACAAAUAUAUGCAUUCUUAAUACAGAUCCAUAUUUAUGUAUGUAUAUCUAUACACAUAUGAAUAUAUCUAUGUAUGAAUAACAAUCGUUUACUCCCCUUACAUAAAAUUGGAAAUAGAACAAAACUACAGAAUCAUAUGUUUUCUGAGCGAAUAUUUCGGCAGAACAACAAAUUUCACAACUGGGUCUGGUUUUAUCUUCGCAAAGAAAAAGAAAAAACAACAACCACCAAACUUUGCGAAGAUCCGAGCGUUACUGUUCUAUUUAUGUUUAAAAGGUGAUUUAAGUUUAAUUUCUCCGAAUGUAUUCCCAUUUGAAAAUUAAAACAAAAACAAACGAAACCACUCUUUCUCGCCCUUAGCGCGAGUUUAUGCAUAUCUUUUGGCAUGAUAACUAGAUGGCAGGAUAAAAUAUCAUGUCGCCAAACUACUACCGUUAAGACCAACAUAUGUGCAGUGGAAUAUUUAUAUAUAUAUAUAGAAAUCAUAAAGUAUUAAACAACAUAACGCACAUGUCGCACAUUCUCUUUCUAUCCUUACAGUGAUUUUGACUUGCG